AUGCACCAAGUUGGAAUCGGACCGUCAGCGUCCUUGGAGUUUGUUGAGGCAAAGGUGACCCGUGAGCACGCUGUUGCCGUAUCCCCCACCAAUCCAGAGAACCGCGUCCAAGUCGCCUCCGAUCAAGAAACACAUCACCUACCCCCGCCGCAGUAUCCCGCCUCCGAGGCGUCUUCCUCCUCUCGACCUCCGCCCUUCUCCUCCCUCUUCGCUACCGUCGACGAACCCGGCGACAGUUCACGCGGCCAGCUUGCUUCUAUCCUUAGCAAAGUCAAAGCGCCUCAACCAUUUACCGCUCCCGCGUACACUGACGAGCAAAACCAAGACGUCGUCUUUGAUCCAGACCAGGGCUCCGAUCGAGCAUAUCUAGAUCACGUCGCCGAAACCAAGCGCGCUCUUCCUUCCGAUACAAAGGGAGAAUCAAGUCGCAAGGACGACGAUACAGAGCCUCCACCUGCAUAUUCUGAAGGAUCUGUCCCCUUAGACUCAUUUACAUACGUCAUGGCUGCUGCCGGAGGAGCUGCGAGUAUUAUUACUCAGGUCCAGCAAGGCGGACCCCCCAUCAACUCCAUUGGAGAUGUUGGUAUCGAUGAGGUUAUCACAAUGGACCUGCGCGGAACGCGCUUUGUUCUAUCGCGAGAUGAGCUUCUGACACUUCCUGAGUUUGUUCUUCUCUCCCUCUUCCCUAACGGUUUAUUCCCUGAAGGUCAUAUGGGACCGGGCGAGGACAACGCUCUCCAAGUCGACUACGACCCCGUAUCCUUGCAGUACAUGUUGGACUUCUUCCGUGAAGUUGCACAGUCGAUCCCAAAUGAUGCAUCACCCGAUUCUCAGGAUGAACACAUGGCGCCGCUGGAGCCUCUCGGCCAGCGCGAUGAUUCUAACCGUGCUGGUAUUAUUGUCCUCCGAGAGGACCUUGACUUCUACGCCAUUCCUCCUCGCGCCGAUAUUUCUCACCAGCACAUGAUGCAGAUCAAGAGAGCUGCGGCUAACGCUCUGCAACAACAAGAUGGCAUCUUUUCUGGAUUGAAGCGCAGCGACGAGCCUGGAACUACGGAAGCUCAUCUUAUUGAAAUGCUCACGGCUGGUGGGUUUAACCAUGACGAUCACUGGGGCCACCGUGCUGGCGAACCUAACAAGGCCGUCAUUUGCAGCCUUGCUCUUGCCCGUCUACGCAGCGACAUCCGAGGAAAUGACAUGAACAAUGCUGCCAUGGGUAUGGCCCAGAAGCUGCUGCUGUUCUGGCGCAAGCCAGCCCGAAGAUGCUGGUGGGAGGGUAUCGAGUUGGAGAAUGUAGAUGGCGUUCCUGGCAAGCUCAAGGUCUGGGUCCGUCGUGUCUGGACGCUCGAAAUGAGCGUCAUUGGACUGAGAUGA
This is a messenger RNA of [Torrubiella] hemipterigena, 1374 nucleotides long. Lineage: Eukaryota; Fungi; Ascomycota; Sordariomycetes; Hypocreales; Clavicipitaceae. The record is from the annotation of a GenBank genome assembly.